CGAGUCUUCUCUCCCAUAAAUGAUAUUAUGCGCAGCGGCUUCAAAGCGACUUUGAUAUUUUGACAAAAAGUUUAUCCCUGUGUCGUAUAAGUGCUGCAUCACACAUCAAGUGCUUUCUGCGAAGUUUAUUUGGAACAUAUGGCAAAAAAAAUAUCACCAUGUCGGAUAAACCAUCGACCUCAAGUCAUUCAAGUAGAAGAUCUGUGAAAAAUUUGAAUAACAUUGAUUUGAUCGGCAACACUGCGCAUCAGAUCACGGGCGCCAAACUUCCGUGCAUCAAACAAGUGUUACAAGUGAUGUUCCAUAAUAUGCGAUUUGUUGGACUUACUGCAAAAGACAGUGCAAAAUUGACCAUAAGUGCAGCUGUAAUAUUUUGGCAACAAGCUCGCAUUCCAAUUAUUAAUGAUGAUAAGUGUGUGAAAAAGCUGAUGAAAGUUUACGACCAAUGGAAAAACAUACAAAGAACUGUCCCAGAUAAAAGGUCAAAUGCACAAAAGCAAGUUGCCGAACAAUUUACUCAAAAUCUUGAUGAUUUGUUUGAUAUUGCCAUCGGUGAUGCGUUGGAAAAAAUUCGAAUUGAAGAGGACAGAGAAUUUUUAAAAUUGCAAAGACAAAAAGGUCGUCCAGGCUGCAUGGUUGGUGUCGAUAUGAAGUUAUAUGGGCGAGAAAAACGUACGCAAGAACGACAAGAAAAAGAAGAAGCGCGUAAAAGAAAACGCGAGGAAGAGAUGGCUAGACCUUCAGAUGUCGUGAAUUGUGAUGAUGAAGAUGCUGAAAUGCCAUUUUGUGAAACGAUUGAUGAAGAAAAUGAACCGAUUGACGAUGACUGGGCACCAGAGAAAGUAGCUGGUAACGCAACAUCCGCCAAAAAAAGAGGCCGAAAAGAAUUCAACACAGCAAGAUUGGCUGCUGCACUUGAUAAUGCUAAAGUUUCGGAUGGUAUGGCCGUGCAUAUCCCCAUUGCAGCUGCUGAAGCAUUUGGAAUACGGGCUGAAGAGUUAGCUAUCAACCGUUCAACUAUUCAUCGCGCUCGCCUGGAACAUCGAUUGGAAGAUACAAAAGAUGUGAUGGCUCGGUUUCCCGACAACAUAAAUACCGUUGGAUCAUUAGUUGUUCAUUGGGAUGGCAAACUACUACAAGAUUUGAUUGGUAGACUCAAAGUUGAGCGCAUAGCAGUUCUUGUGAGCUACAAUGGGACAUCCAAGUUCCUCGGAGCACCGAAAAUUGAAUCGUCAAGUGGAGAACACAUUGCUGCUGCGGUUCACGAGACAUUAGUUAAAUGGAACAUUGCGGAGUACGUGCAAGGCAAAUGUUUUGACACAACUUCAAGUAAUACCGGCACAGAAAAAGGAGCUAGUGUACUCUUGGAAAAGAAACUAAAGCGUCAGUUGUUAGAUUUAUCGUGUCGACAUCAUGUUUACGAGAUUCUUCUGUCGAGCGUUUUUGAGGUCAAAUUAUCACCUAGCUCGGCACCAGAAGUUCUAAUUUUUGAAAGAUUUGCCAAGUCUUGGACAAGUUACGAUUUGGAUUCGUUUUGCAGUGGUCUCAACGAAAAAAUGGUUCUUUUGCAAAUUGAUCAAGUUGAACAAGAGAACAUCAAAAAAUUUUGUUUUGAUCAGUUGACAAAGAAUCAAAUUCGAGACGAUUAUAAAGAGUUUCUCGAAUUGGUUCUUACAUUUCUUGGAGCAGGACCGUUCAACUUCCGUACACCAGGACCAACGAGUAACGCUCGAUGGAUGGCAAAAGCUAUUUAUUGCUUGAAGAUUUUCUUAUUUCGACAACAAUUUCAGCUUACAAAAAGAGAAGCGAAUGGUUUGCGCGAUAUUUGCAUUUUUCUCAUCAAACUUUAUAUCAAGCCAUGGUUCAGAUGUACGAAUGCUAUAGCUGCUCCUCUCCAAGAUUUGAACUUCGUUAAGGCUGCUGUUCAAUACGAUCAAACUGAUUCUGCAAUCUCAAAGGCAGUUACAAAAAAAUUGACUCAUCAUUUAUGGUAUUUGUCGGAAGAAUUGGUAGCCCUAGCCUUCUUCGAUUCAGAUGUGUCUCACGAAGAGAAACGCCAAAUGGUUGAAAAAUUACAAUCCAAAGAGCCAGUUGUGAAAUUAAAAAACGGUCGAACAUAUACUAAUUUAUCAACAUUUGAAAAUUACACUUUGAAAGAUUUCGUUUCAGAAAAUACGAAGAAAUUUUUCAACCGCUUUGGUUUGUCAACAACGUUUUUAGAGUUUGACCCAUCGACUUGGGAAACGGCAUUUGAUUACGAAGAAGGUUGGACUUUUUGUCAAAAUUUGUUUGUUGUUAAUGAUACAGCUGAAAGAGGCAUCAAAUUUAUAAAAGAUUUUAACAGAAUUUUGACGAACGACGAAGAAGAACUCCAAUUAGUGUUGCAGUUUGUGCAAUCAUAUCGCGAAAAAUUCCGUUCCUAUAAGAAAUCUGACUUGACACUCUGAACUUUAGUGAGUUUAUUUAACACCCUUACUAGAAAAUGUAAAAAAAAGCAACAACCAUGAGCAAAAAAAUACAGAAUAAAGUAAAAAAGUGAAAAAAUCGUCUUUUUUACACCUAUUAGUGGAUCUUUCAGAUAUAAGCGAUUUCCGGGUCCAUCAAAUGAAGCCCGAUCGGCUUCAAACUUUGCAGUUAUUUUUUUUACACCAAAAGGAAAAAAAUUAGACCCGGUGAACGAUGAUCUAGUAACUUUCCCAAAAUAAGGACACCCCUAAUGUGUAUAGCUAUAUAAGUACCUAUAUUUUAUUGAAUAUAUUGCAUAUAAUAAAUAUUAUAAACCAACACGAUCCAAUUUGUUAGAAUCGAAUUGAUCAAUCAGUUUUCAAGUUAUCGCGGUCACGUUUCUAUUAGACAGACUGUACACAGGUCAUGAUGGUGUUACACACACCAAAAUGAAUUUUUGUCGGUCCGUAUGGAGUUUGUAAUUUACGAGGGCGGGUAAAUAAGUCCGUGACUUUUUGUAUUUCUGACCUCUUUACUGAAAAAGAAA
Messenger RNA from Anastrepha ludens (Mexican fruit fly), 2992 nucleotides. RefSeq lists its product as uncharacterized. The transcript is spliced from 3 exons. The record is from RefSeq and is a predicted model, not a curated record. The coding region runs from base 159 to 2447 and encodes 762 amino acids. NCBI's taxonomy places the organism in Eukaryota, Metazoa, Arthropoda, Insecta, Diptera, Tephritidae.